Geosmithia morbida is the source of this 1155-nucleotide messenger RNA. RefSeq lists its product as uncharacterized. Bases 1 to 1155 code for a protein of 384 amino acids. NCBI's taxonomy places the organism in Eukaryota, Fungi, Ascomycota, Sordariomycetes, Hypocreales, Bionectriaceae. The record is from RefSeq and is a predicted model, not a curated record. The transcript is spliced from 2 exons.
AUGGACUCAUCCGGAUCCCGUCGUCGUCGGCCUCGUCGCUCGCAGGGUCCCCCCAUCCUCCGAAUCAACCUCCCUGUCGACCACUCCGGACGAGACCGGCAGGAGUACUGGGUCCACUUUGGCAGCCAAGACAAGUUCAAGCAGUUCAUGGACAGCGUCGUUUCCGAGACUAACAAGGCCGCCGCCGCAGAGGCCACCGAGAGGGCUAGGAUCCUGGCCAUGGCCGAGAUCGCUGACUGCGGCUCUGAGUAUAACAGGCCUGUUUCCGAUAGAGAGAUGCUCGCCAUGCUCCGAGCCAACAUCCCCGUAAGCGAGAAGCUCCGUGACAACGUCGUCAUCAACUCCAUCAUCAGAAACAACGGCAGCAUCACCGAGGUGCUCCGCCAGCGACAGAGGGCCCUCGAACUGCUCCGGGGUCCGCCCCGUCCCGAGACGCCGCAGCCGAUUGGGCGGCGACAGCAGCAGCGCAACAGCAGCUCCGACUCCGACUCCGACCCCGACCCCGACUCCGACUCCAGCAGCAACUAUAGCGACGACACAGCCGAUAGCGACGACGCAGCCACCAGCGACCGGGCCGCCAGCUCCGUCAACACCGAGGUCGACGUCGAGGUUGCCCGCAACCGCAUGGAGGCUCUGGACAUACUCGAGGGCGUGCGCCGGCCUCGCCGCGAUGACGACUGGGUCGGCGACAGCAGGUACGAUUGGCUGUUCAACCGCCUCGUGAUGGACGACCACAGCCACCGGCGGGAGGAGAUGCGUCGGCUCCGCAGCAGGGGCAACCUCGAGCGCAUGAUGGCGCCGCCGGACGAGUCGGCCACCUACGCGUGGAAGCACGUGCGCCGCGUGCUCCAGUCCGAGAUCAGCGUGCCCGUCGGCUGGGGCUGGAUGCCCGGCUGGGGCGGCGGCGAUCUGGACGGCAUGGUGACGACGCUGCUGUUCCUGACCGACGAGGACGAGAGCGGCAUCUGCCGCGUCAGGACCGCCCGCAUCCUCGAGGGCCGCCCCGUCUGGGACUUCCGCGUCCUCAUGCUCAGCUUCGCCUCGCGCAGGUGGGCUGACGUCGUCUGGAUCGGGCACGAGUCCCACCCCCUGCCCAUGGGCUUCCGGAGCGGCGACCCCAUCAUGCAUCUCCAAUGGGGCGACAGCAUGAUUUGA